GUCAAAGACGUUAGCAGUCAGUGCUCCAUUUGUGAUCUUUCUGAAUGAAAGAGUGUUACACUUUGAUACACAUGCAAGAUAUGUCAGCGUCGAACGACGGUUCCCGUGAUUUAGCGCCGUGGUCAAGGUCUCCGUCGAGCAGCAACCUGAAACGUUCUUACGCGGCAGUAGUCUCCGACUAUGAGAUCGAAGCCAUGAGUCUAACUGCUACUGUUUGUCGAGCAGUCAACGGGCGCAUGCGCAAAAGCUACAGGAAGCAGGUAGGGAAACAAAAUUCACUUGAUUACCGCAACAGCAUGAAGGCGAACGACGCGUUUUUUAUCAAAACUGGACACCAGUGUUUUUAUGGAUCGUCACUGGCGUUUUCACAUGACCUUUCCUUGACCCCAACGUCAUUAUGUCCGGACACCGACGCUCACAACACACUCAUCCGCGACUACGACCUCCCGCUAGCCUGCCCUACCUGCUGGAGUGCGCAGAGAAACAGACAGCCACCUCAUUCUAAGGUCAAGGUCGAGAAGAAGAAGGCUAAAAAAUCGCCUAUAUGUAAAUGAAUGCUUAGAAUUCGGCGGAUCCUCUGCAGGAGACGUAUAUCUUCCAAUAAAACAAUAUGUGAAAGGAACAUAAUUGAAGCAGCGAAGAGAUGGUUUCAGGCCUUAUUUGGCCUUAUAUUCCACACCUGGGUACUGCACGUUACCGAAUCAGAGCAAUUAACUGUACAGAGUUGCGGCCCUUACUCGUGCCAGAAUCUGUUGUUUGCGAUCCCAUUUUUAGGAUGAAUAUAUUUUUGUUCUGUCAGGACCAAACAGUAACUAAGACGUUCCUCUGUUCUCAAAUGGAUUAUUUCACAGAAAACACAGAACCGUUGAUACAAUGAAUAACACUCAUGCGUGCGCGUGUACAGACACACGCACCAAUGGCGGUACGCAAUCAGCUAAAACAUUAGGCUACGUGCCAAUGAAUUGAAUGAAAUAAUAUUCCCGAAUAAACUAUCCUAUUCUUGUAUCCCUAACAAUGUAUUGCAAACUUACGUUAAUAUUUACAACGUUCAAGUCACAGAGCUGUAGAGGAUCUAUGUAUUGGUAAUAAGACGUUAUAACAUGACAGUUUUCCUUUCGCCAGUUAUAUCAGCCCGAGGGCCGAAAUCAUUCACUCACUCAAUCACUCUGAUAUUGGGAAGUGGGUCCUUCUAUCGACGCAGUACACACACAUUUAAUAGAUCAUUGACACACAUUUUCGCUAUAUAAAUUUGACACACAUUUUCGCUAUAUAAAUUUGACCUUAAAUCAAUUAAAUUAUAUCUGUUUAUAAUAAAGAACUGGAAUAAAUGUGUAUAGAUGUUACCGGUCGAUUGAUCAAUUCAACCUGUGC
Messenger RNA from Haliotis rubra (blacklip abalone), 1371 nucleotides. RefSeq lists its product as uncharacterized. NCBI's taxonomy places the organism in Eukaryota, Metazoa, Mollusca, Gastropoda, Lepetellida, Haliotidae. Bases 45 to 554 code for a protein of 169 amino acids. The record is from RefSeq and is a predicted model, not a curated record. The transcript is spliced from 2 exons.